Molecule: messenger RNA, 4715 nt
Organism: Periophthalmus magnuspinnatus
Lineage: Eukaryota; Metazoa; Chordata; Actinopteri; Gobiiformes; Gobiidae
Gene: alcama
Product: activated leukocyte cell adhesion molecule a
Exons: 16
Coding region: 213-1895 (560 amino acids)
Biological process (GO): cell adhesion
Cellular component (GO): plasma membrane
Source: RefSeq, a predicted model, not a curated record
UCCGCGCUCUCCGCUCCAUUCUCUCUAUUUCACCUGCGCUCCACCGCUGACAACACCACUACUUGGGGUUCCCUUUCGGACUUUCCACGCCGCCUUCGCACCGCUACAGUGACAUAUCUCCGGGCAGUCGGCUAUUUGAGCUCCUCACUCCGACUUCAAAUCACCAUUUGUCGCCAGAGGUUUUCCCUGGACCUUGAGUCUACUUUCCAAGGAUGGAGUCUGCUGCUUUCCUGUUGCUGUUUUCCGUGUGCGCUGGGACGCUUCUUCAAGUGUGGGCCUCAGAUGUGACGGCCUUGUACGGAGAGACCAUUGUUGUACCGUGCAAUGGAGGAUCGCCGCCUCUGAACGAUCUGAUGUUCAUCAAGUGGAAAUAUGAGAAAGCUGACGGCUCGCCCGGUGAUCUGCUGGUCAAACAGGACCAGAAGGAGGCCACGGUCCAGGCCACUGACGGAUACGCCUCUAGAGUCAGCAUCGACGACAAGUACAACCUCCUCAUCACCGGGGCAACGCUCAUGGACCAGCACACCUUCACCUGCAUGGUCGUGUCCGCCACUAACCUCAACGAGUUCCCCGUCUCCGUCCUCGUGCACAAGAAGCCGACCGCGGUGCAGAUCAUGGACAAGGCGGAGGUGCUGCAGAAAGACAAGCCAACAAUGGUUGGAACAUGUGUCGUAGCAGAUGCUAACCCCGUGGCUAGCAUCACAUGGAAGAAGAAUGGGCAGACCUUGGUAGCUGACGAUAAAGUUGUCUUAAUCACCACCAGCACCAAGGUGGAGCCCUCUACCGGCCUCUCCACGACCUCGUCCAUCCUGCAGUAUGUGGCGUCUAAGGGGGAUGCUGAGGCGGUGUUCACCUGUGGGUCCAAGCACCCGCUGGGAGACGACACUGCCAACGUGGGACCCUUUUCUGUGCAUUAUCCAUCGGAGAAAGUUAGCCUUCAAGUCCUGAGCAAGGGUCCGAUCAUGGAGGGGGAUAACGUGACAUUAAAGUGCCAUGCUGACGGCAACCCCCCACCCAAAGCCUUCUACUUCCACAUCAAGGGCCAGAAGACACUGGUGGAGAACUCUGACACGUACACUGUUGCAAGCAUCAGGCGUGACGCAGGCGGCGAGUAUAAAUGUGCCCUGGCCGACAACGAGAAAAUGGAGGCGUCCCAGAGCAUCGUGGUCAGCUACCUCGACCUGUCUCUGAGCCCGAUUGGGAAGGUAGUGAAGACAGUAGGGGACACCUUGCCUGUGAAGAUGGAGAAGAGCUCCUCGGGCGAAGCUAUCGUGUCAUGGAGUAAGGACGGGAAGCCGGUGAAGGAGCCUGUUUUCUCCAUGCUGACGUACUCGGAUGCGGGCGCCUACAAAUGUGAAGUGUCCAUGGGAGGCAUCACCAGACAUCAGAGCUUUGAGCUGGUGGUGGAGGGUAAACCCAUGAUCACAGCUCUGACCAAACAGCGCUCAGUUGACGGAAACCACAAAGUCUUGACCUGCGAGGCCCAGGGCGUACCAGAGCCCAUCUUCCAAUGGAGCGUCAACGGAUCCAACGAGUGGAGCGCCUAUUCCAAUGGCAAGGCUACCCAUAAAAUUACUGUAAUACCCAAGGUGAACCUAACCGUCACCUGCAUCGUCAGCAACAAGCUAGGAGAAGACGCUAUGACCAUCAACGUCUCCUCUGUUUUUAAUGAAGAUCCAGACAAUAAAGGUAAAGAUUCUCAGGAGGAGUCCGAUGACCAGGCCAAGCUCAUAGUGGGCGUGGUUGUGGGUUUGAUUCUCGCCGCUGGAGUCGUGGCUCUCAUCUACUGGCUCUACAUGAAGAACUCAAGACAAGGAAGCUGGAAGACGAACGAGAAGGAGGUGGGAACAUCCGAGGAGAGCAAGAAGCUAGAGGAGAACAAUCACACUGUUUAAAAGGCCGUCCUGGCUCGACUAACUGGAAUAAAAGAGAAGCGAUUGAAGGCGGCCUUGCAUCACCCCUCCUCCUCCUCCUCCUCUUCCUCUUCCUCCUCCUCAUCGGAAGACUCCCAAUCGGCUGCUUUGAUUCGCUCCAUCAGGCAACAACAUAAGCAAGCUACACCCCGAGAACUCUGCUCCACCUCCUCCUCCCUCCCUGUCUGCCCCUCUCCUCCUCUCUCCCCUCCCCACCCUGUCUCCCCCUCCCAUCUGUCCCUAAUCUUUCCCCCUCUCUCCUCAUUCCACUCUCUCCCCUCCUCCUUUCCUCUCUCCUGUCUCCUGUCUCACCUCCUCUCCUCCUUUCUCUCUCUCUCACUCUGUCUCUCUCCCACCCUCUCUCCUGUCUCCCCUCUCUCCACUCUCUCCCCUCCUCUCCUCUCUCAUGUCUUCCCUGUCUCACUCUCUCUCCUCCUCCUCCUUUCUCUCUUUUUCCCCGCUCUUUCUCCCUCUCAUCCUGUCUGCCCUCUCUAUCUCUUCUCCCUCACUCCCCUGUCUCCCCUCUCUCCUCCUCUCUCUUCCUCCCAUCUGUCCCUUAGCUCUCCCUCUCCUCCUUUCACUAAUCUCUCCCGUCUCUCUCCCCGUCUCCCUCACUCUCUCACCCCGCCCCUCUCCUCCCCUCCUCCUCCCUCCCUCUGUCCCUCCCUCCUCCCCGUGCCCUCUGACCCCGCCCUAUCUGCACUGAGGCUGCCGUGUUACUGUGUCAUUUCUUUCCCAAACGUUGUGUUCCUGGUGAAUGCUCUUUGUUCUUUCUGUUCGAACGAUUUUCUGUGUGUAAGGCUGUGCGGCGCCGUUAAUUUCAAAUUUAUUUCAUUUUUUUUUUUUUUUUUUUUUAAAGAUUUCGUUUGUGGAUCUCUUCAAAGAAUGUAAAUUCCUGUACACUUUCUAAAGGCCUGUAUAAGAAAUCUACAGUUAUGCGUGUGCCCUGGCUGAGCAUGCCACGUUUAUUUUUUUUAUUUUUAAUUUUGUGUGCGCUGUGUGGAAAGAAGGCCUUAGUUUGAGAAAAAUAACUUCACUGCUGUAAACCGGACCUGUCGACAUAAAAAACAAAAAAAACAAAAAAAACAAAAAAAGCAAAAAAAAAUAUAUGCAUUUCAGGCUUAAGUGAGCGUUAAUGACACUUCAGCUCAUGUUUUAGUUUUUACACUUGUAUACAGAUCAUCACCUUGGUCUAUUUAAAAAAAUGAAUGAUUUCUUCUUUAACACAUAGAAAACACUAUGCUUAGACACGUACACGGGUUGCCAUGCCGAUACGGUGGAGCUAUAGAAAAUAAUUGUAAGAUGUUUUCAUUUGAAAGAGUUCACCUGCAGCCAGUCUAGGUCAUGCUCUUGUUUUGUUGUUUUAUUUUUAAAAGCUUUACUGAUGCCAUGUCUGAAUGUACUGUCUUUUAUUUUUAUGUAUUUAUAAUGUGGAUGGCUGUGCUGCACCAUGUUUGAUUUUUUUUUUUGUUUUUUUUUUGUUUGCCUUGUUGUUAGGCAGACUUCAAGUGUUGCAUAGGUACUCUGCUGUUCCACUAAAGACAGUAUGUGCAGUGUCCAGGCUCAAACUCUGCUGUAUUAAAUGAUUAUGUUCUUAGGUCUUGUUGGUUUGAUUAGAUACCCACAAUGCAACACUACAGCGACUGUAUUGUAGAAUGUGCUGACGAAAGAGUGACAGAGGACAAAUCAUGCGUUACCCAUUAAAGCUGCACUGUGUAACUUUUCUGAUAGAGGGUUUAACACACAAUGGAUUUGUUUGGAAUGUUCUAAACCUUUACCGUUAGCGUGGUCGCUUCUCCACAGAUCUGACCUAUAAAUUGUCCUGCACGCAUGUUUCCAUGUAGAUAAGUAAGAUUAAGGCCAAGUUUGGGACAUUUUAUAAUAUCUCCAUGGAGACAACAUGGUGCGCCCGCUACCAGAAAAGUUACGCAGUACUUCUUUAAAUGAAUAGUUCAGCAUUUUGAAAUGUUUUUUUAGUUUACUAAUUGGGUUCCAACCAGUAUUUACAAUAAACCAAAAUAAACCAAACUGACUAAAUAUUGACUUAUCUCUUUAAAGGCACACUAUGUAACUUCUCUGGGGAGGGGUACGCCACCUGCUGGUCUCUGUUGUUCCGCAGUGUAGCAUUAACUUAUGUAUAUUGCUUGUAAUUACCUUGAAAAACAUGCAUAAGAAUGUGAGCAGUGUCUCCACAUAUUUUUUCCUGUAGCUUGUCUUUGCUUGUCUCCAUGGAGAUAGAUAAGUCCAAUGCCAUACUGUGGGAUAUUUCAGGCAAAGCAAUAACAUCUCUAUAGAAACAAGCAGUUGGCGAAUUCCUACACAGUGCGUCUUUAAGAAACAGCUCAGAUACAUAUAUAACAGAUUUUCAUUCUCACAUAACAUUACGCUUUGUAGAGACUGUAGUGCCACAGUGUUAGACUAUGGUGUCUAUUUUGGAAGCCGUCUAUAUGUGCAUAUAUAGAACACGUCAUCAUUUCCCACUGACUUGAAAAGCUGUUAACGUACUUAACAAGAAGGAACGCGCUCCAUGUACUACACCACGUCCUUGUCUCCUUCUGUGUCACUUUGACACCUACUAAACCUGUCCUCAGAAGGUCCAAACCACGAGUAUAGACACAGGGAGCGCUAGCACAACACGAGAGCUCGAGGUCAUUCGGCGUCAUCGUUUUUGUUCAUUUUUUCGAAUAAUCAGGUCAGCAGUGAAACCAAAGAGGGUAAGAUGAGAAGGCCAUAGUAGUGUUGUAAAUACAGACUUUUGUUUUUGUACUGUUGUUGACAAUAAAGUGUACAUUUUGAAAAAAA